Molecule: messenger RNA, 2100 nt
Organism: Colletotrichum orchidophilum
Lineage: Eukaryota; Fungi; Ascomycota; Sordariomycetes; Glomerellales; Glomerellaceae
Exons: 3
Coding region: 1-2100 (699 amino acids)
Biological process (GO): regulation of DNA-templated transcription
Molecular function (GO): DNA-binding transcription factor activity, RNA polymerase II-specific; zinc ion binding
Source: RefSeq, a predicted model, not a curated record
AUGGAAAAUGCCCUGGAAGAUGAUCAGGUGCUCUUAGCAGAGGCUCAAGCUAAAGAAGCUCUUGACAAACAGCUACACCGUCCUCGGCGGAGUGUUCAAUCCUACCCCAUGCUGACGGCAGGGUUUCUUUGGGAAUCUCACGCUCACAUUGGUGGGUUCGGUUUCACCCUGGCAUAUUCCACAAUUUCUUUUCCGAGCGUGGUGGGCACAGAUAUUAUCUCGGGUUGUCUCCGCUCGCAUUCCUGCACCUCGCCCUCGGACUCCCAAAGUUCUUUCUCAUCAGGCUGCCCGCUCACCGAGGGCGUCCAACGGUCGUCAUUUGCCCCUCACCGGCACGCGCACAACGUCAGUGGCUGGUUCGGACUCGAGACCAACAGAGAAACAACCAGGCUGGCUCGAGCCUUUACGGAUAUUCGCACCGGUGGUCUUGUCCUUUUUAGCGGAAUUAUGGCUCGGAAGGGUAGCCGAAAGGUGAGGACGGGAUGUCUGACCUGCAAAGUACGUAAGAUCAAAUGCGAUGAGAGCCGACCAUCCUGCAAGCGUUGUACUGCGACUGGCCGCAAAUGCGAUGGCUAUCCACACGUCGCCGACUUGACAGAUGUCUCAUCCAGUUCCCCGGGCUCUGGUCCGACAGUGGUCCUGACGGUCCAGCCAAGUCGCGCCUCUCCAGGAGUCAGCUCCCCAAGCGACACCCGCGCUCUGCAGUACUUUGCCGAAGCCGUGGGUCCGCUCCUCUCUGGGGCCGUUGAUCCAUACUUCUGGACGCACAUAGUCAUGCAGUUCAGCACAUUCGAGCCAGCCGUGACGCACUCCAUCCUAGCCAUCAGCGAUCUCUAUGAGCAGUUCCACACCGGGACCGACGAGAUUGUUGCCCCGCGGGACUACAGCUUUGCCGUGCGGCACUACAACGCGGCCAUGAGAGAGCUGAUAGGCAUGAAGACGCAGGACAAGCACCCCACGGUCCUGCUCGUCUGUCUCCUGUUCAUCUGCAUCGAGUUCCUGCAGUCGGGGCGCGAGGCCGCUAUUAAACACUGCAAGCAUGGGGUGGCGCUGCUUCGAAAUACCCACAGCGAGUUCCCCUGGACGAAGGAGCAUCUCCUCCCACUUUUCCGACGCCUCACAGAGUAUUCCUUCUUCUUUAGCGGCGAAAAGGCCGAUUUCCCAGACUUGAGCGGACUGGAACACCCUAUGCCCCCCAGCUUCUCCUCGUUCCAGGACGCUCAGUUGAUGAUUGACGACCUCUACUGCCAAACCCUCCAGCUCAUGAAGCAAGGGUACCCUUUUCGCUCCUUGUCGCCAAGAGGAACUGGCGUUCCUCCGAAAUUACUAGCGCGGCAAGAAUACGUCAAUCAGCUGCUCGAUCGGUGGAACGUCCUGUUUGCCCAGCUGAACAACCAAAGCAAAUACUCAUCCUCGCCAACAACAAAGGCUUCCGCGAAGGAACCGGACUACGUGCCGAAUAUGCUGCGAGGAUUCCUCUCCACUCGAUACGAGUGCUGCCGUAUUUGGCUGAAUAUGGCAUUUACAAACAAUUUGACUGGCUACGAUAAAUACCUGCCAAACUAUAGCCGACUAGCGAAAAACCUUGCCGAAAUGGUUGUCCAAAUCUCCGAGCACACGAAAACGGCAGGCGUGCACGCUAAAACGUCAAAGUUUAUGUUUGAGACUGGGUACACGCCGAUGCUGUUCUUCUUCACGACGACAUGCCGACAGCUGGAAACGCGGCUGGACUUGCUGAGGCUGAUGCCCAUCCUGGGGCUCCCUCGAGAGAACCUGUGGGAAAUGGCGACGCUGGUUGCAGUGGCGCGGAGGGUCAUUGAGCUGGAACACGGCAUUUCGCUGGACCCUGCAGGGCGGCCUCUGGUCCCGGUCUCCCCUUCGGCGCCUCUGCCGCCAAAUGAAAAGAGGGUGGCGGAUAUCUGGACGGAGCCCAGGACCGAAGAGAAGAAUAUGAAUGGUCACAUUGUGCGUGGAAGAGUGGUUGGGUUUUUCAGACGCGAUAAGCCUGACGGUAGUACUUCCCUCCAUACAGAGUUUGUAGAAGUAAGGAACGUUAAAGCGGAGUUGGGCGAGGGCAUUGCGACUGUGGUGGUUCCAUAG